Molecule: messenger RNA, 2210 nt
Organism: Oreochromis niloticus (Nile tilapia)
Lineage: Eukaryota; Metazoa; Chordata; Actinopteri; Cichliformes; Cichlidae
Gene: ndufaf2
Product: NADH:ubiquinone oxidoreductase complex assembly factor 2
Exons: 4
Coding region: 189-680 (163 amino acids)
Biological process (GO): mitochondrial respiratory chain complex I assembly
Cellular component (GO): respiratory chain complex I; mitochondrion; membrane
Source: RefSeq, a predicted model, not a curated record
GUACUAUCAGCUUUGUAUUUUUUAAAAAAAAGGAAGAAGAAGAAGAAGAUCUGCCUUGUGUGUUUUCUCUCCACUUCAUGCCCUAACACACUUAAGACAACAACAGAUGGCUGUGUGUCAUCAGAGCGUUGAUUCAAGCCACAUAUUUCCACGGAAAGGAGUCACAGCGGAGAGCGACGAGGGUCCAAAUGGCUGUUUAUUCUGCCACGACUCAUCCCCAGGGUGUGAUGAAGGAAGGUCUACCCUACAGUAGGACACCAAGUCGGCGUUUGCCACGGUGCAGCUACGUCCAGAGACGCCACAGAAGGAUUGUCCGUGCCAAGCGGAUAGUAGAAGCAGCCAAUGCUAAAGAAUAUGAAUAUAUGGAAGGCAGCAUUCCGAUGGAGUGGGACGCUUGGAUCCGAGGCAGACGGAAGGAGCCCCCCUCCAUCGAGGAGCUGCUGAAGAAUGAGUCCAGCAGGGAGCAGAUAAAAACAAAAGCCAAGGAGGUGGAGGAGAAAGAUCUGGCUCUGCUGGCUAAAGAGUACAAGGAGGGUCUGGUGGCGACUCCUGCGAGGACUGUGGCCAAGGGCCAUGCAGCUGCCACCAGCUUCGGAAAGCAAGAAUUCAACGAAGAACCAACCAGCACUGCAAACACGUUCCAGCCUGGCUCCUGGAUGCCCACUUCCAAGAAAGACUAAUCCAAUCAACAAAAGGGGCCCUACAAUAAAAUUACUUGAGAUUUAAUAUUGGAAAUUCCUUCCAGUAUAAUGUAGUCAACGUCCCCAUAAAUUUUGGGUGUUUGCGUUGCCAGACUGCAUUACGGGGGUUCUUCUUUUCUUGCUGCUUGUGUCUCUAUUAUAUAUACACACACAAGAGUAUCCAUCACUUAUCUUGAAGCUGAAUUAAACUAAGUUCGUGCUGGUGAAAGACUGAAUGAUAAGAAACAAAACAAAAUGAAUAAAUUGCACUGAGCACAACUAGAAACAUCUUUCAGGGAAAGUGAAAUAAGUAUAAUUAAUUAAAUGUGGUUACAUUAAAUGAACUGUUAAUGUCUCUUUGUUAGAGAAUAUUGAUUUGAAGAUCACAAAUAAUAAUAAUGUUGCAGUUUAUGGAUUUAAAGACAUUCUUCUCUCACUUAGUUUGACAGUAUAUGUUGGGCAGACACACGGUUCUGUGCAAAGUCUUGAGCUACUCCUGAUUUCUUUGUUUUGCUUGGAAAAUGGGAAAUAGAUGCAGCAAUUUAUCUGAAAUGUGCAAACCUAUAAAAAUACAGUAAACUAGGCAAAAAAGUCAAUAUUUGGUAUCCCUGCCUUUAUUCUUCAGAACAGCCUGAACUCUUUUAGGCAGGUUUUCCUUGUAAUUUCUUUAAUUAUUCUACAGGAAUACUUCUUGAAGGACAUUUAAAGCUCUUCUUUGGAUGUUGGCUGCUUUUUGUUCUGUUUUCUGUCCUGAUGAGCCCACCCUGCUUCAGUAAUAUUGAGGUUCAAUCCAUGACUGAGAUUGUUCCAUUGUGUGUUUUUUCUAUCCACAUAUAUUUUUACUGCAUUUGAAAUGCAUUUGGGAUGAUUUUCAUGCUGAACAAUGGUAUUGCAUGGAGGAUCAUAAUCUGAUGUUCGUAAUUCCAUCAGUUUUAUCAAGAUCUCCAACAUCACUGGUUGAAAUGCAGCUCCAAACCAUGACAGAGCCUGUGCUGUGUUUUGCAGAUGGCUGUAGAUGUUCACUGUUGUAUCUCUCUCCUGACCUCCUCCGUACAAUGCUCAUGACGAUUUAACCCAAAAAUGUCAAAUUUGCAUUCAUCACUGAAUUUUCAGUCUAGUUCUUGUAGAAUAACUCAGCCUUUUCUUCCUUUUUCUCUUUAAGCAUAGAUUCCUCACAGUCACCCUUCCACUGAGACCAUUUAUGAUGAGACUUUUGCAUCUGUGUCAGAUCUUUGCUGCAUUUUUUUUCCCCAUUUCUUAAGGACAUGACUUUCAGAUACCGUUCAUCUUCGAUAGAUAGUUUUGUUUAAGGCUGUCACUUCUUCUUUUGUCCAGAUUCUUUAAAUUUUUUAAGGGCAAACUGCUCAGCAUGCCAAAAUAUUCCAAUUUUUCACCCUGUUCUUGCAAAAAUACUAUUUUACACCUCUCCAAACUGUUAUCUUUGGCAGUUUUCAUAGAUUCUACUACAGAAAUGGUAAUUAUGUAUUUUUGUGACAGGCUGCUAGUAAUAAAGUGCCUAGAGGUACAAUU